UCGCCGCCGCCGCCCCGCCCGCCCGCAGCCGCGGGGCCAGCGAGCCGAGAAGCAGGUGUUUGAAGCCCAGCCGCGCCAGCGACGCGCGGCCGCUGCCCAAGUUUGCCCGGGGCCCGACGAGGGCCGGGCAACCGGGAGAGGAGUGCAGACUGCGGCACACCCACCGCGGGCUUGAAGUCUCGAGAGAAGACGAGCGCACCGAGCAGCGAGUCCCGGUCACCCCGGAGAGGUGUAGUCGGGGCUCCGCAGUUCCCCAGCUCCUGGAGCCGCCCAGGCAGGGGGAAGAAGAAGCAGGAGACAGCGAGGCAGGGCUUUUCUGGAGACUCGGGGCCCCCCUGGAAGCCGGGGAGAGAAGCGACACGUCUCUCUGGCCAGCAGCCUUGAAGGAGCCCCGCAGCUAGCAGCCUCUGGCAGGACGCCCUGAGAAGCCCCCAGCCCCAAACGAGAGCGGGCACAUCGCAACGAGGGCUCGGGCGCUGCACCUAGGGGAGCCUCGAACUAGGUCUCGGCCGAGCGCAGCCCGAGGAGCAGUGAGAAGGGUCCUGGAGGGAAGGGAAGAGGGCAGCAGCCAGCAGGUCGACCACUCACCCCAGUACACACCCACCCCGCCCGCCAAGCCAGGAGCCGCGGUGCGCCUCUGGGGGCGCUCGUUCCCCGGCGCCUUCUCUCGCGUGUCCCAGCACCGCUGGGCUACCGGCCGGGCUGGGGGGGUGGGUCCCUGGGGAUGUCCAAAUCAGGCAUGGUGACCGAGUGGCUGCUCUCCCACGACCAGCGUAAAAGCUGGGCUUAGGCGGAGCAGGGGGGACUCAGCUUAGGGUCCCCCGAGGUCCAGGACGAGGGGAGGCGCGCAGCGCCCAGAGACUGGAGAGGCGGCGCCCAGCGGGGCCCCUCCAGAGGUAGUGGCCGGCGCCAGGCAUCCUCCAGGAAGACUCGGGGCCAGGAGAGCCCGGGAGGCGCCCGGGAGACGCCGGUGCCAGCGCGGCGGGCCGAGGCAGCGCUCAGUCCCGGGCGGGCGCCCGCGGAGGCGGCGGCGGCGGGGCCGGGCGGGCAUGCCGCGCCACCGGAGCUCCUUUCGGGCGCACGCUUCUCUGGCGCGGGCUGCGCGCGGCGGCUGCUGCCGCUCCCCCUGCUGCUGCGGACUCCCAUGGCGGCUCCGCCCGGCCGGGGCCGCCGCCGCUGCCGCCAGCCUCGGGCUGAAUGAAUGAGCCGGAGCGGCGCAGCCCGGCUGCCGGCGGCCGCGCUCACCGGCCCGGGACGCUUCCGCAUGGCCCGCGAGGAGCCGGCGCCCGCGGCGGUGGCGGCGGCCGGGCAGCCCGGGGGCGACCGGGGCGGCGAGCGCGCGCCGGUGCUGCAGGGGCCGGGGGUCGCCCGCAGGGGGCGGCCGUCGCUGAGCCGCGCUAAACUGCACGGGCUGCGGCACAUGUGCGCCGGGCGCGCGGCGGCGGGGGGCUCCUUCCAGCGGCGGGCGCUGUGGGUGCUGGCCUUCUGCACGUCGCUGGGCUUGCUGCUGUCCUGGUCCUCCAACCGCCUGCUCUACUGGCUCAGCUUCCCGUCGCACACGCGGGUGCACCGCGAGUGGAGCCGCCAGCUGCCCUUCCCCGCCGUCACCGUGUGUAACAACAACCCCCUGCGCUUCCCGCGCCUCUCCAAGGGGGACCUGUACUACGCAGGCCACUGGCUCGGGCUGCUGCUGCCCAACCGCACGGCGCGCCCGCUGGUCAGCGAGCUGCUGCGGGGCGACGAGCCGCGCCGCCAGUGGUUCCGCAAGCUGGCCGACUUCCGCCUCUUCCUGCCGCCGCGCCACUUCGAGGGAAUCAGCGCCGCCUUCAUGGACCGCCUGGGCCACCAGCUCGAGGACAUGCUGCUGUCCUGCAAGUACCGCGGCGAGCUCUGCGGCCCGCACAACUUCUCCUCCGUGUUUACAAAAUAUGGGAAGUGUUACAUGUUUAACUCAGGAGAGGAUGGCAAGCCUCUGCUCACCACAGUCAAGGGCGGGACAGGCAACGGGCUGGAGAUCAUGCUGGACAUUCAGCAAGAUGAGUACCUGCCCAUCUGGGGAGAGACAGAGGAAACGACAUUUGAAGCAGGAGUAAAAGUUCAGAUCCACAGUCAGUCUGAGCCGCCUUUCAUCCAAGAGCUGGGCUUUGGGGUGGCACCAGGGUUCCAGACUUUCGUGGCCACCCAGGAACAGAGGCUCACGUACCUGCCCCCACCGUGGGGUGAGUGCCGAUCCUCAGAGAUGGGACUCGACUUCUUUCCUGUUUACAGUAUCACUGCCUGUAGGAUUGACUGUGAGACCCGUUACAUUGUAGAGAACUGCAACUGCCGCAUGGUCCACAUGCCAGGGGAUGCACCUUUCUGUACCCCUGAGCAACACAAGGAGUGCGCAGAGCCUGCCCUAGGUCUGCUGGCAGAAAAGGACAGUAAUUACUGUCUCUGCAGGACGCCCUGCAACCUGACACGGUACAACAAAGAGCUCUCCAUGGUGAAGAUCCCCAGCAAGACGUCCGCCAAGUACCUGGAGAAGAAAUUUAACAAAUCAGAAAAAUAUAUCUCAGAGAACAUCCUUGUUCUGGAUAUAUUUUUUGAAGCUCUCAAUUAUGAGACAAUUGAACAGAAGAAGGCAUAUGAAGUUGCUGCCUUACUUGGUGAUAUUGGUGGUCAGAUGGGAUUGUUUAUUGGUGCUAGUAUCCUAACAAUACUAGAGCUCUUUGAUUAUAUUUAUGAGCUGAUCAAAGAGAAGCUAUUAGAUCUGCUGGGCAAAGAAGAGGAGGAAGGGAGCCCUGAUGAGAACGUGAGCACUUGUGACACGAUGGCAAACCACUCUGAAACCAUCAGCCACACUGUGAAUGUGCCCCUGCAGACAGCCCUGGGGACCUUGGAGGAGAUUGCCUGCUGACAGCCCGUGGACCGCCCGGCUCCCCCCACACAGACCUUGAGGCCCAAGACCCGGGACAGGGGACAGCAGGCUCAGGUGGGACGGCCCCUGACCACAGAAAGAAGAGCCCCUGUGCACGCCUAACAAACUACCGGCCAAAACCUCGCUGCGGCCACGGCUGACGCUACACGUGAUCCGGCCCCGCCGCGCGUCCCUCUUAGGAGAAAUGAGUCACACUCUGGAACUGUCCGAGAACACUCUGCCAUCACAUCUCACUGCCAGAUGUAUAAAGCACCUGCAUGCUCAGACCUCUCAUGGCGCCACCUCCACGUCUGUCUCUGUACAUGACUCUCCUCCACGCGGUUCCCAGCAGCCACGCUGCAGCCAUGCAGCGCGACCAGGGUCCAGCCCCAAAGUCACCACGAGGCCUCGCUGGAACCACAGCUGCACAAUCGAGGGAAACCGCAGAACUCUGACCACGUCCGUCCUCGUGUAGUCUGUGAAGGUUCUGACCCUGCCCACAGCCCGCCUCCCCCCAGUGGCCUGCAGAGUGACCGGGGCCGGCCCCGCCCCAUCCCAGCACCGGGGUCGGGGCACGGCAGCCUGGAAGUCUCCUCCGCGGUCUCCCUGUGACACAGCUUGUACAGUCUGAUUGUUUCGCUGGGGGACUUUUUCUGUUAGUCUGUCAGAUCUGUUUGGUUUGGUUUUGUUUUCUGAAUUUUGGUUUUGAUAUUCUGAGGUUCGGUUUGGUUUUCCAUUCUCUCUGGCAUUUAUUUAUUCGUGCUUCCAAUCACAGUCCCAUUAAAAGCUGGUCUUGUGGAAAUGGCUGAGUCGUUCUUGCCUUCCCC
Molecule: messenger RNA, 3726 nt
Organism: Manis pentadactyla (Chinese pangolin)
Lineage: Eukaryota; Metazoa; Chordata; Mammalia; Pholidota; Manidae
Product: acid-sensing ion channel 2
Exons: 10
Coding region: 1202-2899 (565 amino acids)
Biological process (GO): sodium ion transmembrane transport
Cellular component (GO): membrane
Molecular function (GO): ligand-gated sodium channel activity
Source: RefSeq, a predicted model, not a curated record